AAUUAAAGGAUCGGGCACAUCUCUUAAAUAAGAAAGCUUGAUGCAUAAUUGCCCAAAGAAUUCAUGCCUCCGGCGUAAACCAGCUUUAUCUCUCCCUCUCGCUUAACCAACAAUAUCACUCCACUUUUUUGGUUUUUGUUUAUGGGUUCUGGUUUUUCAAGCAUCUUUUCGGACAACAAUGACAAAGCUCCGGCGAGCAGCAGCCUGCAGGGUUUGGGAGACUUGCCGGAGAACUGUUUAGCUAUGGUCCUCGAACACUUUGACGCACCGGAGAUCUGUAACUUGGCCCUUGUGAAUCGUGUUUUUUAUCAGGCUUCUUGUGCUGAUUUACUGUGGGAAUCAAAGUUGCCGGAAAACUAUGGUGUUCUUAUCAAGAAACUGCUGAUGUUACACGAGGAUGAUAGCAGUUUCAGAUGUUUGCGUAAGAAAGAUAUAUAUAGUAGAUUGUGUUAUCCCAUUCGCAUCUCAAAUGGUACCAAGGAGGUCUGGAAUGAGAAGAAAAGAGGUGGAAUAUGCAUGCUUGUUUCUUGGAAAGGGAUGAAGAUAACCGGAAUACAUGAUCGGAGAUAUUGGACCCAUGUCUCUACUCUUCAAUCCAGGUUUCAUACAAUUGCAUACCUUAAACAAAUAUGGUGGCUAGAAGUUGAAGGAGAUAUUGAUUUUGAUUUCCCACCAGGGAAUUACAGCUUAUAUUUUCGUCUAUAUCUUGGAAAAGUAUCUGCAAGACAAAUCCAACACGGUUCAUUUAACAAUGAUCAAGUCCAUGGUUGGGCAAUCAAUCCAGUAUGCUUUAGAUUUUGGGUUUCAAAUGAUCUGCGUGGCCUCUUCUGUCUGUGCCGCGCAGACCACGCGCAGACAUUAGUCUUCGCAGACACUACAAGGAAAUGA
This is a messenger RNA of Lactuca virosa, 888 nucleotides long. The record is from the annotation of a GenBank genome assembly. NCBI's taxonomy places the organism in Eukaryota, Viridiplantae, Streptophyta, Magnoliopsida, Asterales, Asteraceae.